Molecule: messenger RNA, 350 nt
Organism: Sphenostylis stenocarpa
Lineage: Eukaryota; Viridiplantae; Streptophyta; Magnoliopsida; Fabales; Fabaceae
Source: the annotation of a GenBank genome assembly
AUGGACGGUGAAAAAGGAAAGGGCACAGAGCAAACAGAGCCCUCGCACAAACCCAAAAAUGGGAGCGUCUUCCCCAAGGAAAGACGUUCCGUGAAGAGCAUGAUGGGCGAGAAAAUGAAGCAGGUGGUGGUGGAUCUUGUUGAGUCCACAGCCAACAAGGCUUCGAAGAAGGUUGCGCCAGCUUCUGAGGCUACUUUGAAACGGAAAGCGAAGGAUUCUGUUUGUACGUGGCGACAAAAUCGACCGCGCGGAAAAUCAGCGAAACAGUUAGAUGGAACAUUUUGUUCUGUCAUCGUGAUGACAGACUACACUGACGCAUGUUGUUACCCUACGAUUGCGUUUCACACCGC